Molecule: messenger RNA, 3794 nt
Organism: Eruca vesicaria subsp. sativa (arugula)
Lineage: Eukaryota; Viridiplantae; Streptophyta; Magnoliopsida; Brassicales; Brassicaceae
Source: the annotation of a GenBank genome assembly
AUGGCUUACCUUCCACCUCCUCAAAAUCUCAUCUCCUGUAAUGAGAACUCUGAUCUUGAAUCCAUUCAGGCGGUUGUAGUUUCCAUCAACGACUACAUUCUCAGCGUUGUAUCAGACCCUGAAGUAUGGUUUCCACUUAAGCAGCAAUGCAUUACCAUCUUGAGCAUUGAAGAAGAGAAUACUCUCUUUGAAUUCUCCUCUGAACACUCUGCUCUCUCGAGUCUCUAUUGGGGAAUCCAAAGCAUUGAAGCUUCUAUACAACCCGAAACCUCAGAAGAGAAGAUGUCUUGUCUCAGAAACUCAGAGAGGAUGCUUCAAAUGCCUGCGUUGCUUGACGAACAAGGAACCACUACUUUAGGUGUUCCCAACACAAUCUUGGUUGCUUUCUCUUACUUUUACCUCUCCAUUGUAAGCUGUCUCCAAGGUGAUUCCUUGCAAACCACAUUGCAUUUUCUCCAGUCAGUUUUGGUCUCACCUGAUGUCCUAAGAAACGAGAUUGCCCCUGAGCUCUGCGAGUGCCUUUUCUUCACACCUGGUGUGUCUAAGUCAGAUGAAGAGAUCAGAGAGAUUGCAAGGAAGUAUAAAUAUAGAGCAACUUAUUACCAAGUUAUAUCAUAUGGAAAGAGUCAUCAACGGUCUGGUGAAUGUACAGAGAAGCCACUUCCAAGACCAAAGAAAUAUAGGCCAGAGAUAUCUACAGCUAAUGGAGAUUCAGUUGCAGAGAAGCUAGAGUUAUCAGGAACCUGUGAGUACAAGAACCUCCAGAGUGUUGAUGUGCAAGAAGAUGAACUUAAUGAUAUCUUUAACAAACUCAAAGCAUCCAGGAAGAUUGAGAAGUCUGCAAACAACUUUGAAGGUUCUACAUGUUUGGAUUGGAACCUGCCUGAAGAUUACAAUCCAGAGUUUGGAACAUGUAAAAGAGUCAUGAGCCUCAAAGACUUCUUGAAUGACUCUCAGCCAAUCCAACAAUAUAAUGAAGAGACAUUAGCCAAAAGAUCCCACAGUUUAAUUGGUCACUUUAACCGUUCCAUCAUUGAUAUUCAGGCUCAACAAGCAUACAAAACUAGGAGUGCACACAUAGAAGAUGUCUCUUCUCUGAGGCAACUGGAUUUGGAAGAAAUUUCAGGACAUCAAGGUUCCAUAACUUUUGAAGGAAUGAGGAGAAAUCUGCAAACGGUUAAACUAGGAGAUGGAGUUCAGACGCAUUCAAGAAGAGCUCGGAGAAUGAGUCUAUGGGAGAACCUUCAGAGCUUUAUAAAGGAAGUGCUAGGGAAUGAGGAUGAGAAGUAUCUCUCAGAGGUUACAAUGAUCUAUCAAAUGCUCAACGGAAAGCAAGGAGUCAAGUAUAGCAUGCUCAAGGAUGUGAUUCUAGAUCAGCUGCUUAUGGCUAUAUCAAGUUCAGAGGAGAAAACUGUGAUUAAAGCAUCGAUGACUGCACUUACCAAGAUCAUAUCAGUCAAUAGAACAGCUAUAGAGGAGGUCAAGAAGAAGGGUUUGAAUCUAAGCCAUUUAGCAAACGCCCUGAAACAAAAUGUGCAAGAAGCAGCUAUUCUCAUCUACCUGAUAAAGCCAUCUCCAACAGAAAUAAAAAGUCUUGAGCUGUUACCAGCUCUAGUGGAUGUUGUUGCAUCAACUUCCUCUUCUUCUGCUUACACAUUUAGACCUUCACCUCCUCUCUUGACACCUCCUGCAGCAUCACUGAUGAUAAUAGAAGUGCUUAUUACUGCUUUUGAUCAUGCUACAAAUACCAUGCACUUAGCUGAGAUCAGCUCUCCUUCUGUCCUUGGUGGACUUCUUGAUGUUGCAAAAAGUGGAAACUCAGGGGAAUUCAUCUCCUUGGCCAGAGUUUUAGUCAAAUGCAUGGAGUUCGAUGGAAUCAACACGAAGUAUAUCUAUCAGCAUACUCGAGUGGCCCCUUUUGCGCAUCUCCUGCAGAGCAAAGACAGAGAAGAAAUCUUCAUUGCUCUUCAGUUUCUUCAUGAGGUCCUGAAGAUACCAAGGUCUUCAGCAAUUAAGAUUCUGCAGCAGAUAAAGAAAGAAGGAAGUUUUGACAUUCAAGAGACAUUACUUCAGUGUAUUAAACAGCUGCAGGGAGAUCACAAACUCUUUGCAGCAGAUAUAUUGCUUCAACUGAAUGUGUUGGAAUCCCCUUCUGAGAGCAAAAAGUUCAGAAAUGAGGCCAUAAGAACUCUCCUUGAAGCAGUUACAUAUAGUGAAUGCUCAAACAUGCAGCUUUUAUCAACAUUGAUUCUUUCGAAUAUCGGUGGAACCUAUUCAUGGAAAGGAGAACCAUACACUGCUGCUUGGCUGAUGAAAAGAGGAGGUCUCACUUCUAUGUCACACAUGAAUAUGAUAAGAAACAUCAACUGGUCAGAUGAAUGCUUACAGGAUACAGGAAUAGAUGGUUGGUGUUGUAAGAUAGCAAGAAGAAUUAUUGAGACAGGAAAAGCCACAUUUUGCGGUUUACAAGAAGGUCUGAAGAGUAAAAACAAGAAUGUGGCAAAGGCAUGUCUUGUAGCCAUUGCAUGGCUCAGUAUAGAGAUUUCAAAAGGUCCAAACAGUUUAAAAUAUUCAGCAUGUGAAGUCUUACUUGAAGAGAUAUCACAAUUUCUACACCCUGGGUUGGAGCUUGAAGAGAGACUUCUUGCUUGCAUAUGCAUCUACAACUUUAGCUCUGGCAAAGGGAUCCACAAACUAAUCAAUUUCUCGGAAGGAGUUAGGGAGUCUUUAAGACGUCUUUCAAAUGUGACUUGGAUGGCAGAUGAAUUGCAUAAAGCAACAUAUUAUCUAUUCAGCAAAUCAGACCAGCGAAUAUCUUGUGUUCAUACACAAACCAUAGAGAUGCAUCAAUCUGGAAGUGGAGCUGUGACAGCUCUUAUCUAUUUUAAAGGCUUGCUCUUCAGUGGAUACUCAGAUGGUUCAGUAAAGGUGUGGAAUGUGGAUGACAAAUUAUCAUCAACGCUUCUAUGGAACAUCAAGGAGCACAAAAGCGCUGUAACAUGCUUUUCAGUUUCUGAAACAGGAGAGAGUGUCUUAAGUGGAUCUGCAGACAAAACUAUCAGGAUAUGGCAGAUAGUUAAAGGAAAGCUGGAAUGUGUUGAAGUCAUCAAAACAAAAGAAUCAAUAAGGAAACUGGAAGCAUUUGGAAAUAUGAUCUUUGUAAUAACCAAAGGGCACAAGAUGAAGAUGCUUGAUUCAUCAAGAACAUCUCAAAGUAUCUUCAAAGGUAAAAGUGUGAAGAGUAUGGUAGCAGCACAAGGAAAGAUGUACAUAGGAUGUAUAGAUUCAAGCAUACAGGAAUUAAUACUUGCAAAUAAACGGGAGAAAGAGAUCAGAGCACCAACGAGGAGCUGGAGAAUUCAAAACAAGCCCAUCAACUCAGUGGUUGUGUACAAAGACAUGUUAUAUAGCUCAAGCACCCAUGUUGAGAUGUCCAAUAUCAAGGACUUAAGAAGGAGUUAUGAGCCCCAAAUGUCAAUAUCAGCUGAAAAGGGGGCCAGUAUAGUAGCUAUGGGUGUUGUUGAAGACUUCAUCUACUUGAAUCGAAGUUCAUCCACAAACACUAUUCAGGUUUGGUUGAGAAGGACACAACAGAAAGUUGGAAGGUUAUCAGCAGGAAGCAAGAUAACAAGCCUCCUUACUGGCAAUGACAUUGUUUUUUGCGGUACAGAAGCUGGAGUAAUCAAGGGAUGGGUUCCUUUAUAGCACAAAAAAGAAGGAUGUGAGUUGUGUGAUGUCUUGAUCGAGUAGACAUUCCAAUGUUUCCCCCAUCUAUUACAAACUUGUGGUUUUGG